AUGCAAAAUGACGAAAUGAUAUGUCAACAAACGUGCGAACCGAUACAAGAUGAUUAUGAAACCGGCGAAGAAUUAGAGGAAGAAGAGAUUUUUGAAGAAGAUCUUGAGAAUGAAGGCGAGAAAGAGAAAGAAAAGUCAAAAACAUUCCAUGAAAAGUAUACAGAUCAAGAAUUAGACAAGCAUUUGUUCAAUUGCUACAUUCACGGAAUAGGAAUCCAAAAAUAUUUCGACAUAUUAACAUAUGCAGGAGUGAAAGUACCAUCUGUUGAUACAUUGAAUAAGAGACAAUCUGCUCUCGGUCCUUCACUUGAAGAAUUUUGUUUAAAUCGCAUACAAAAAUACAUAACUGAUGAUAUGAAAGCAGCUUAUGACUGUGCUUGGACUGGAAGAAGAAAUGCUUUUUCAUCUUUUUCAAGUUUGGCAAAUAUUGUACUUAAUAAAAUUUGUGGUUUUCGAAUUGUAACAAAAUAUAAAAUUGAUGGAUAUAAAACUGUAAUUAGUGAUCCUGAUAUACAAGCCAAUAUGAUGGAAAUCACUGCUCUUAAUUCUAUUAUCAAUUCUGACAUUUUUCCAAAAAUUCAUACUUUUGUAUCAGAUGGUGAUGUAAAAACCAAUACAGCAUUAAAUCAUUCAAAAACCUCAAUUCAAAUUACAAAGGAUUCUAAUCAUUUAAUCAAAAAUGCUUUUAAUAAAUUUAAAGAUCAAUUGCAUUUUUUGGAAUCUCAAUUUAGAAUCAGAUUUCGUAAGAGCAGAUUUUGUAUAUAA
Trichomonas vaginalis G3 is the source of this 765-nucleotide messenger RNA. RefSeq lists its product as uncharacterized. The coding region runs from base 1 to 765 and encodes 254 amino acids. The record is from RefSeq and is a predicted model, not a curated record. The transcript has a single exon. Lineage: Eukaryota; Parabasalia; Trichomonadida; Trichomonadidae.